UAAGGGAUUUACGAGUAGAGGCACACUCACUCCUACGCAUAUAGCAUCGCAACUGUAAUCGAAUACCUUAUCGGAUACCUUAAGUCUGAGCCUUCGCAGAACAGAUCACAAAGUCUACCAUUGUUGUCGAUUAAUACAAAGCGCACCUUCUAGCGUGAGGCGAGAGCAGAAAACAGUUUGAACGCGCCUUGACAAGCCUAGAGCCGGGACAGUUGCGUUAGCCAUGGCCUCCCUCCCAAGCUGUGUGCUGUUAGUAUCGUUUCUAGCUUUAUGGACUCUGGCGCAAGGUCAAGCCGUACCGGGUAAUUGUCCAAUAAGCCCGACCCCCGCGGCUUGUCCCCCGGUUCCGGAUAACGAGUGUCAAAGUGACGCAGAGUGUACAACUAUCUACCCUGGUCUAGGGCUGAAGUGCUGCAGGCAAGGGUGCGACUUGGUCUGCGUCACACCUACGUUUGAUCCUGUCGUAACUGCUGCACCGAAAACCGCCCCCCCUACUGCUCCCCCUACUGCCCCCCCUACCGCUCCCCCUACCGCCGCCCCUACUGCCCCCCCUACCGCUCCCCCUACCGCCGCCCCUACUGCCCCCCCUACUGCUCCCCCUACCGCCCCCCCUACUGCCCCCCCUACCGACCCCCCUGCCGUCCCCGUUACUGAUCGACCUGUACCCCAAACAAGACCCCCUGUGAGACCCACCGAGUUCGUUUGUAGAGAUCGCUUCACCAUACGCUCGUGUAAGCCAUACAAGAGAUACUGCAACGGUCGAUACAAGGAGAACUUGAGUUACUGGUGCUCAAAAACCUGUGGCUUCUGCUGAAAGGUGAUCAUACUGUCACCCAAAAGUUGGAUUCUGCGCUAAUGCGAUGUGCAUAAAAUAAGAAAAGUAAAUAAAUGCCUGAAACAAA
Molecule: messenger RNA, 902 nt
Organism: Nematostella vectensis (starlet sea anemone)
Lineage: Eukaryota; Metazoa; Cnidaria; Anthozoa; Actiniaria; Edwardsiidae
Product: gibberellin-regulated protein 14-like
Exons: 5
Coding region: 224-814 (196 amino acids)
Cellular component (GO): extracellular region
Molecular function (GO): peptidase inhibitor activity
Source: RefSeq, a predicted model, not a curated record